GUAACCAUAACAAAAGUAAGUGGCAUCCGGUUCCGGUAGAAAAAAAAAUCAAAUUUAUUUUUUUUCCUUAAAAUUUAGUGGUUUAUGAAAAAGUAAAUCAAAAUAAUGGAUUUUAUUCCAUUUAAUAAUGCAGCAUCUAAUAGAAGCAAAACUUCCUCACCUCAUAGUUUUAAGAACAAUGCACAGAUACAGUCUCCAGGCACCAACAUGAAAAAAUCUUUAUCGUUUGGAAGUCCAGCAUUGAAUAUGCCUGCUUUUGGGAGCCCAGCUGUUAAUUUUGGAGCUCCUGCUGUACAAAAUACAGGGCUAAAUCGACAUCAUAGUACCCCAAGUCCUAGACAUUAUAAUCCACAAUAUUCUCCUCGUGCACGAGGGCACAACCAGAGCCCGUUCCAGCAAAGUCCGAGAGGACAAAGUCCACGUCAGUAUUCUCCCUAUGGAAAUAAUAAACAGUCCAAUGAGAAUUUUAGAUACUCAAAAGAUGGAAAUGGUUUUAAAACUCCCCACCAGUUCUCACCAAACAGAGGCAGAGGAAAUGGGAGGAAAUCUUUUAACAGGCAGUUUGGACAGACUCCCCGUUUUGAUUGUAAUGCAGGAGGCAGUUUAAACAUUGAGGAUUAUUAUCAUCCUAGUAUGAUUGAAGACCCGUGGCGUAAUUAUAAGCCAGUCUUUCUAAAGACUUGAUAACCAAUUAUAAAGUUGAGGGGAAGGUAACAUAUGCAAACAGUGAAAUAACUGUUUAACGUUUUUCAGCUAUUGAUUCCUGUUUAGGAAAGAAAUAAUGCAAGAUCUCAUAUUGGCAAUGGCAAAAUUUCAAGAAGAAUUAACUUUAACAUGAUUAAGAAGUUGAAAACUUUUACAUUUCACCUUGGAACUCUAAAGUAAAUUCAAAUUAAAUAGUGUUAUUUAAGAGCAGUAACUUCUCAAGUUUUGAAGGCAGCAAUGAAAUUUCAUGGAUUAAUUCAGGGAUACAUGUGCAUCAUUUAUUUUAAUACAUAUUAAUUUUGGAUUUAUUAUAAUAUGAUUGAAUAAAUCAUGCAGAUUGUAAUGGCAAGGAGAAAGACUUGACAGUACUUGCGAGUAAAUUUUGUUUAAAAAUUAACAGUACAGUGAUAUAUGUGAAAUGAACAGACUGUGGUACAGUGUGUUCAUAGCUGUAACUAUCUAACUUACAGUUAACCCUGAUACCCUGUCAUGUCAAAGGUUGCGGAUUUAAGUGUGUUGUGAAACUAUGUCCUUCAUUUUUUUUUCAGCUUACAGUUUGAAUGAAUAUUACAUUUAUGUCUGAUUACAGCGGACAGAAUCAUGUUGAAUGCCAAACAUUAUGUAGGAUAAUUAUUAAUUUCUUACUUAUUAACUGUGACCAUUCAUUCCUUGCAGAUUUGUUAAUACGGAUUCACAAACUUGAAACUAAAUAAGAAUUUAGGAUACCACAGUUCCUUUCUCAGGAAUUUUUAUAAUUUUAUCAUUAAUCAUUGACAAGUGUGGACUGAUUGAAGAUAUAUAUGUUGGCAGCAUUUUAUCAGUGUGAUGUUUUUAUAAAAUCUCUGAUUGGGCGUCUGUUAUCAUUUUAUUAUUUUAUUCACUUUGUACAGUUUGUAAAUUGAAAAAAAAGAGUUGUUUCAAACGAUAUUGACUAUAUAAUGGUUAAAAUCAACAUUAUUAAAGAUUACUAUAUG
Mercenaria mercenaria is the source of this 1679-nucleotide messenger RNA. Its product is annotated as M-phase-specific PLK1-interacting protein-like. The record is from RefSeq and is a predicted model, not a curated record. The coding region runs from base 106 to 684 and encodes 192 amino acids. The transcript has 2 exons. Lineage: Eukaryota; Metazoa; Mollusca; Bivalvia; Venerida; Veneridae.